CUGAUGGAGAAAAAACGGAGAGCCAGGAUAAACCACAGCUUGAACGAACUCAAGAGGCUAAUCACUGAGGCUUCCACCAAGGAAGGAGCUAAAGCUAAGGCGGCGAAGCUGGAGAAAGCCGACAUCCUGGAAAUGGCGGUGAAGCAUGUCCAGUAUCUUCACGAUAAGUACAAGGUCGCACAGCAGAAGGAGAAUCAGAGAAUCCCCGCCGUGAGCAAACCUAUUUGUGAAGAGAGACCGCUUCCCUCCAUCCUCCCAAAGGGGUUGACAUCCGCCCAGGAGAGGUUGCGAGUCAAAGGAGUAACCAAACUGCCCAGUGGGGAGAUCGCCUUGGUUAUCGCUUCAGAGAGGACCUCACAACCACCUCAAACAGAACCGCCCAGGUUGAUGUGGAGGCCCUGGUGAUUUCGAGUAAAAACAAUUGUAAAUAACUUAGUUCCUAAAAAACCAUUUAGUGGUUUGUAAAA
Messenger RNA from Homalodisca vitripennis (glassy-winged sharpshooter), 467 nucleotides. RefSeq names its product transcription factor HES-2-like. Gene Ontology annotation, biological process: anterior/posterior pattern specification; regulation of neurogenesis; regulation of transcription by RNA polymerase II. The transcript is spliced from 2 exons. The record is from RefSeq and is a predicted model, not a curated record. NCBI's taxonomy places the organism in Eukaryota, Metazoa, Arthropoda, Insecta, Hemiptera, Cicadellidae. Gene Ontology annotation, cellular component: nucleus. Gene Ontology annotation, molecular function: protein dimerization activity; RNA polymerase II cis-regulatory region sequence-specific DNA binding; DNA-binding transcription factor activity, RNA polymerase II-specific. The coding region runs from base 4 to 405 and encodes 133 amino acids.